This is a messenger RNA of Phytophthora nicotianae INRA-310, 1282 nucleotides long. RefSeq lists its product as hypothetical. The coding region runs from base 333 to 1115 and encodes 260 amino acids. Lineage: Eukaryota; Oomycota; Peronosporomycetes; Peronosporales; Peronosporaceae. The transcript is spliced from 2 exons. The record is from RefSeq and is a predicted model, not a curated record.
UGUAGGUCUCCGCGGCGGCGAUGUACCUGUCUAUGACGAUAUCAGUCUUGGUAGAAUCUGAUUUCUCGGCCUCUCUGGCCGCUGCGUGCUGUUCCAUGGCGUGAGCAAGCAGGUAGUCGCUCGACUUCUGCAGCUCCGACACACGCGUCGUCAGCUCGGCGAUUGUGGGUUGCAACCGCGCACGCUGCGCCGCCGACUCGAUCACCGCGAGCCGCUUGAGGAUGCGCAGCGCCUGCAGGAAGAACGGGACGGCCUUCGCCGCCUGACCCGCCCGUUCGAAGCUCUGCGCCUGUUCGGUCGCCGCCAGCGCCUCGGCGUACUGCCGCUCCGCCAUGUUGGCACUGAUCUGUUGCGGAUUAUGUGUUGAAUUGAUUGAGGCGAAAUGGUGUAUUGUACAUCAGAUGAUAGGAUUGGAUGAAAUUAAAAUGAGUAAUUGGGAUUGGUGGAAAAUCAUCGUGCGGCCACCGACGCAUUUCCGAGGGUGCAGGACAGCAGGACAACUAGGAACAGCAUCAACCAUGAGCGGCAAGGAAGCGUGGAAGCCCUUUGUCAAGUUCGAGUACCAGAACCUGCUGCCGGCGGAGCUGCGCAACAAGCUCCGCAAGAUGCUCGUCUUCACGGAGGCUACGGGCACCAAGCAGGUGAACCAGUCGCCGGCUGUGUCCCAGGGCUACCGCUACCCGUCGCCAGACAAGCAGGCCGAGGGUGUGUCUGUGCCGUCCAGCGACUCCAAGGAAAGCAUCUACAAUAUCCAGUACUACACACGUGAUAUCCGUCGCUUCCCGUUCCCCACCGAGGUCGGCAUGCACCCGUCCAUCCCUGUCGAGAAGCGCGCCGAGAUCCCGGCGGACGCUAAACGCGGCUCUCCCGGUAACAAGAACCCCGCUGUGUUACGCUACGACCCCACUGGUACCCGCUCGGCUAUGAGCACGACCCACGAGGCACGCGACAAGCUCAUUCUGCAGCACGCCUCCACGCACAAUGUGCGUUUCGAGUGGGAGGGAGAUGCUGAGAAGGACAUUCUCGAGGACCUCGAAGCCAAGAACCUGCCGCCCACGCCCGGCCGCCCCUUCGUCUGGGACUUCCCCUCUCAGAGCCGUGUCAUGCGCUGGUAAAUUGGGACUUAUGGCAUAAUACGAGCGUGGUAAACUAGCAUGCUGUCUUUGCUGGAGGAGCAUUCCAGGGCAGCACGCACUGAUGAUAAGAUGCCCAUUUAACAUGAGAAAUUGAGCACAAUCUGUGAUUUGGGUCCACCGUUUGGGUCUAUUUGAGUUUGGUCAUG